Porites lobata is the source of this 3408-nucleotide messenger RNA. The record is from the annotation of a GenBank genome assembly. Lineage: Eukaryota; Metazoa; Cnidaria; Anthozoa; Scleractinia; Poritidae.
AGCGAUUGCGUGAAAGGACACUUCUUAAUUAUCGACGAUGUAUUUACUUAGAUCUGUUAACUUCUAGACAUUUAGCCACUUUUUAUGGUUGGUAGUAUUGUAUAUUAUUGUAUAUUAAUUUGUUAGUUACGGGCAUAUAUUAUAUGCGCAAACGUAAUCAUGGCUUAAAAUCUGACGGUAUAUCGACGAUCCCCAGGGAUUUAUCACGGUCCGAGUGAAGACAAAGAGGCCUUUUUUCGCACAGCAACUCCUUUGUAGACAACACGAUGCUUUCUCUGGGCCUGUCUGCAGUGUUGUUCCUAGGACUGUGUAUCUCAUCCGCAGUAGGCUAUGGGCAGAAAAUCCUUGUUCUCGGAGGAGAUGGUAUGUUGGGAAGUGAAACAGUGGCGCGAUUGAAGCUUAGAGGAAACGACAUUACCGUUCUGCAUCGAGGAACCUGGUACUGGGACUCAUCAAAACGAAUCAAACCAUGGGUCAACUUUAUCCAGUGUGAUCGGGAUUAUUUUAAUGAAUGCGCCGAUAAACUUGAGGAUAUGACUCGGGAAAAAGGCAUGUGGGAUGCAGUGUUCGACUUCAGUGGCUACAAACCCAAACAGAUCAAGGUAAACAGUUACCUAAAUAAGCUCUUCAUUUCGAGAUGGCGAGUGAAGCCAAGCACGAGAAAACGCGCGAGCUAGAGGCAAAACCGCGAGGGGCUCUCGCGUCUGUUCGCGCCUCGGGUGCGUGACUGUUAAAGACAUCCCGCAAAGCAGACAACGCUUACCAGAAAGAGUUUUGAGAUUGUACACGUCCCCAUCUUAGUUGACUUCGGGGACUCAACGAUCCGACGACUCGAUGGCAACGAGGCAAAAAAAGGUUUAGGGCCUGUUUACAUGGAGGUGGGGGACCCCAGGUAGGUGAGGUAACCCACUUUGGUGGGUAACCCGCCUAUCCACAUAAUCUCUCAUUUUAAUUUGAUCACGUUUACAUGAUAGGUGGGGUGACCCACCGCAUGUUACCUCACCUACCUGGGGUCCCCCACCUCCACGUAAACAGGCCCUUAGAAGGCAAAACAACAACUUUGCACGUGCAUCACACUUUUUUGUACAUUUCUUUGACGUUUUGGCACGACUAUGACAUGCAAUUGCCUAAUUUUACAUUUUAUGAACGACGUAAACAAGCGACGACGAAAAAGUAUUUUUCUUUCUAAACUUAAAUAGGGAUCCUAGGAAUUCAACCCCAGGGGGAUGCGCCUACUUUUGAUAAAGUAAAUGGGUAGGAAUAAUCGUGAUGAAGACUGGAAGAACGUAAAUUCACUUUUUAGGCGACGUUUUCGCUGCCAUCACGUCGGAUCGUGAAGUCCCUAUCGUGCGAGGACUCGCGCAGCGGAAUUUGCCACGUUCAAACCUAGGUUCAAAGCUUACCCCUACCCCCCUUUCUAGACAUUCAUUGACUAACUAUCAGAAGGUCUAUUCGAAACAUUUGUUUAAUUAGUCUAUUGAAUAGGGACUUUGCGCCAUCCUGAUCUACCGGCCUUCACAUCAGGGGUUUCAGAAUGGGUAAUAGCCUGGGUAACGGGUAAUGAAUGGACUCUUGCCCCCCAGAAGACACGUGGUAUGGCGUGAUUCUGUGGGUGUUGAGAGUCCCAGGUCAAGGCUUAAAUCAGAGCGCGUGGAUAUUUUUCACCAGAGUUUUCUCUGGUUGUUACGCCUUACUGACGAGCCCCAAAGAGGGCGAAACAGCUGUCUAUGGCUACAAUCCCGCUCUGUUUUGAGUUCUUUCGGUGUCGUGUUGAUGUCUUGCAGAGUUAAUUUUUACGUAGUACGAUCAGCAUUGCAGUAUUCUGCGUGCAGAAUUUAAUAUGUCUAAUGGGUAAUUAGUUGACCUUACUUUUGUUGGUGUGGUGUUCUCUGCCUCCAGGACUUUAUGAAAAAAAUGCGCAGUAAGAUUCGACGUUACAUAUACAUCAGCACGGACUCGGUGUACGAGGUGUGUAAGGAACCUUCCCACGAAGGGCCUACGCUUGAGGAGGAUGCUGUGCGACCCGAGGAUCCCAGGGAGAGAGACGCCUAUGCUCAAAGGGACCUUUACGGUAGCAACAAGCUGGAAUGUAAGGAGCACAAAAUUCAAUGAUAUCGGCUUCGUUUAAAUUGAUCAAAAUUCGGCACUAAAAUAGGGUUCAACUUCUGUAGUCACCUCAUUCGCAUCUGUCCAUCUUUUAAGAGUUAAUAACAAUAUUUUGGGGGGGAGGAGGGGGAGGGAAGUUAUUGAAUGCACACGUUAUAAGGUGAUGACUAUAUUGUGAAUCAUCAGAAUCAUUAUUAGAAACACCCUUAAGUCCAUAGCACAAUCUUCUGAGAUAUGAAGCAGCUAUGCUUUUGGCUUUGCUGUGAUAGGACAUACAAGCCAUCACAUUGCGUACAUAGGUCGUCGAUAAUGUAAGUCGUAAACAACAGAAUCUUUUCAUAAGUGCUGCUCACUUUCUCCAAAAGAUGUUUUCGUCAUUCUCUCUCUAAAGCACUCAUCAUAUUUGGUUUGGAUUUCACUUAGCUAACACAAUAACCUUGACUUGUAGGUGAGGAAGCCAUCAAAAGAGAACACGAAUUAUGGAACAUCCCUUACAUUAUUCUAAGGCUUCCUGACGUAAUUGGGUUGCGUGAUAACACCAAUCGCUUCUGGAACUAUCUUUUGUGGCUGCGCUUUCAUGACAUCAUAGAUCGACCGCUUGAGUUGCCGCCCAGCCUUCAUGAUAAGCCGCUGAGCUUUGUUUUCUCUGAAGAUGUAGCGAAUCUCUUGAUUGUUCUUCCAGAGUACGAGGACAACAGGGUGUUCAACUUUGCGUAUAACCUAGCGUUUCAUGAGACAACCACGUUAGAAGAUCUACUACGUAUUAUGGCUAAACAUCUUGGUAUAUCAGAGGUUAAGUUUGACAAAUCAAACGAUAGAGGGCUACAUUACUACCCCUCAGUGAAGCGCGGUCCAGUGGACAUUUCCAUGGCGUUAAACUAUAUCAAAUGGGGCCCACACGAGCUGGACAAAGGAGUGAAAAAGACGGUGCAGUUCUAUGAGUACGCGAUGCGUUCCUCUGAUUUUAAGGCCCAGCGUAAAGCGAUCCUCGAUAGUUUUAAGGUUCCUCCUCAUGCAAUGGCGGCCUUUAAACAGCGCGUAAAAGACGUUUAUGGCAUAGAUUACGAUAGGGAAAUAGUCAAAGAUGAGUUAUAACAGUCAAUGGAUAAUGAGCGGUUUAAAAAAAUUACAAUUACGUUAAGAACUUUGGUGAUUUUAACAAUAGAAAGUGCAUGCAAUGUCAUAAAAUAGCUCUAAGUAUUUUACAUCUUAAAGAAUAUUUCUUGUCAAAUGGGCAAGACCCUUGUUCAGGUAAGAAAAAAAAGUAAAGAGGGGAUUUUCUAAGAGUCCAGCCAUUACUGC